This is a messenger RNA of Morchella sextelata, 1755 nucleotides long. RefSeq lists its product as uncharacterized. The coding region runs from base 1 to 1755 and encodes 584 amino acids. The transcript is spliced from 6 exons. Gene Ontology annotation, cellular component: plasma membrane. The record is from RefSeq and is a predicted model, not a curated record. Gene Ontology annotation, molecular function: ferric-chelate reductase activity. NCBI's taxonomy places the organism in Eukaryota, Fungi, Ascomycota, Pezizomycetes, Pezizales, Morchellaceae. Gene Ontology annotation, biological process: iron ion transport; intracellular iron ion homeostasis; copper ion import.
AUGGCCGGUUAUGAUCCUAAGGCUUCUGCGCGGGCUUUGGCCAUGAACAGGCGGGCUUCUUGGUUAUAUGCCUGUGCCUUUGGCGGAUUGAUCCUUAUCUUCGUUUUAGCAAACUUUGGGAGAUCUCUAUUUCAACUUCAGACUAGACGAGGUACACUGGCAAAAAGCCUUGCUGCUCCGUUCAGGGCUUUCCGGCAGGUAUUCCUCCGGAAACUUCCUAAAGUUUCCUCCGGAGGACAUCUCCUUCUGAUCUUGGUUUAUUGUGGACUUAAUGCCGCAAUCACGUUUUACGAUGUGGGAUUUGAGGGGAAAAGUCCUUAUUCCCUCUUUGCAAAGAGGUGUGGCUGGUUGGCCGUAUGCAAUGCUGCCCUUGCAUUCCUCCUGUCAAUGAAGAAUACGCCCCUUGCAUAUAUGACUGGUAUCUACACCGCCACUCUCACUAUGAGCCAUAACCUGAAGAAGAUGAGGGAGGACGAGAUGAUUUAUGGCUGGGUCGCUUUUGUGGCUUUCAACAUAAUCUAUGCGAGUUCCCUUCAGUUUAUUCGUCGUCGGUUCUACGAGGCGUUCUACCUUAUUCAUGUUGUGAUGUUUGUCGUGUCUGUGGUUUUCCUCGGACUUCACAAGCCACAAAAGUUUGGGCAAGCGAUGAUUGGUGUCGGCAUUUUCUGGUGCUUUGAUAGGCUCAUUCGCACCGCACGUCUCAUCUACUACAGCUUCAACAACAAAGCUACUUUGGUACCUCUUUCGGGUUUGGCAACCAAAGUGAUCUUUGAAAAACCUAUCAAUUGCCAACCAGGCUCUCAUGCUUUCAUCUCAAUUCCUAGCAUUCGGAAGCUUCAGUCGCAUCCGUUUACGAUAUCCUCGUCCGACAGGAUUGAGUUUGUCAUUCGUGCUCAGAAGGGAUUCACUCUGGAUCUCCACAAGCAUGCAUUGAAGAAUCCAUACAAGCAGAUCAAAGCCUACAUCGAUGGGCCCUAUGGCGCUGUGCCCGACUUCAAAAGAAUGAACAAAGUAGUUCUUUUCGCCGGUGGAAGUGGUGGCGCAUUCUCGUUCCCUAUCGCGAUCGAUAUCAUUCGGAAUAUCGAUCGUAUCGCGGUUACACACAUGGAGUUUGUAUGGGUGAUACGUGAUGAACGUCACUUGACGUGGUACGAAGAAGAGAUCAAAGAGCUCACACAGUGCCCGAUAGUCAACCUUAGCAUUUACGUCAGCUCCAAGACGGAUCCCAUCGUAACAAGCCAGCCAGUCGAAGAAGCGACGGCGGUGGAGAACGAUGUUCGACGCUCCCUCUACCUUGAUCUUGACGGCGAUGAGACCGAGCCAAGUACUCCUGAUGAGGAUGCCAUUGAAACCAGCUCUGACCCAAUCGCUGAAGCCCUCGAGAAGGAGCUGGGAUUCGGGAAGGACCACAUUGAAGCGCUGCAGAAGGAGCUUGGAAUCGGAACGCUUGGGACACAGGAAGAGCUGGUCCGUGACAAGCGCAUCUCCAAACGGCUGUCCCAGCGGUACUCUGCCAAUCUGGAGGCGCAGAUUGACCAACGGCCAAUGUCCUACAUCGAGACCAUGAGCGGCAGGCCCGACCUGACGGCUCUGAUCAAGGGGAUUGUGAAGAAUGCUGAGCAACGUGACACUGUUGCUGUUGGAGCUUGUGGACCGACGGAGCUUAUGCGUGUCGCGAGAAAUGCCGUUGCUGAUAGCAUCACCCUUACUGGUCCUAGUGUUACUCUUCACUGCGAACAGUUUGGUUGGGGUUAG